UUUGCACUAUUUUAACCCUUUCGUAGGCGGUGGGAAGCAUUUUUCCCACCGUUCAAAGUGUGUUCUAGGAGUAAUCUAGCGAAAUAUUCUUCAAAGGCAUCGGUGCUGCCAUCUUUUGGAAACAUGACAAUACACUAUUAAAGUGGAAAUAGCCAAAUACGCAUGAUAUGCAACCCAUUAUUUUGCUCGUUUUAUAUGUAAGCACAUGUUUUGACCAUUUUUAUCAUGCAAAUUUUGUGUUUUGAGAAUUAAUCCGAAAACAUCGUUACAAUCAGAUGUGGAAUUUGGAUAAUCCUGAGCACCGACAACAGGCUCUUGACUUUUUCUACAGUCUCCCUGACAAUGAAGAAAAUUCCGAUGAAGAACCGGACGAUGGCGCAAAUGAAGAAAUGGAUCUUCUAGACUUUACAACUUCUGAUACAAGUUACACUAAUUCUCCUCGAAAUUCUUCAACAACUUCAGCUAGGAACGUUACUGUACCCUUGUCGCCAGAACCGGAUAUCGAAUUUUUACACUCGGUAACACCAGAGUUGGUAUCAAUUCAGGAAUCACUCAGUGACGAUGAGGCCCGAGAUAAAGAUAAUGAAAAGCGAUCUUGGUUGCCAAGCUGUGACCAUAUACAUGACAAAAAUAUAGACUUCUGUAAAACUCCUGAACCUGUUGUGCAAAUUUCUGAACACGCUAAAGAAAUUAUUUACUUCAACCAAAUACUAAACGAGGACAUUCUGGAAUUCAUUGUCGACCAAACUAAUUUGUAUGCUUGUCAAGACCUUCCGAGGAAGAGUAACAAGAAGACGGGUCCAGGCCCUUCAAAUAAUUGGGAGAACACUUCCAUAGAAGAGAUCAAAGUUCUUAUAGGAGUUAUGAUAAUAAUGGGAAUACAUCAACUUCCGCAUUUGGGCAAUUAUUGGUCAAGUGAUCCAUUUUUUACAGUUUCGCCAGUGGCACAAGUCAUGCCUUCCAAGAGGUAUAAAAAACUAAUAGAGAAUAUUCAUGUAAAUGACAACACCAAAGUUAUACCAAAGCACGAAUCAGGGUACGACAAAUUACACAAGGUAGGGCCCCUGAUUCAAUGA
This is a messenger RNA of Acanthoscelides obtectus, 1076 nucleotides long. The record is from the annotation of a GenBank genome assembly. NCBI's taxonomy places the organism in Eukaryota, Metazoa, Arthropoda, Insecta, Coleoptera, Chrysomelidae.